This is a messenger RNA of Coregonus clupeaformis (lake whitefish), 4323 nucleotides long. It is a transcript of the gene hipk3a, whose product is annotated as homeodomain interacting protein kinase 3a. Gene Ontology annotation, biological process: peptidyl-threonine phosphorylation; peptidyl-serine phosphorylation. Bases 880 to 3984 code for a protein of 1034 amino acids. Gene Ontology annotation, molecular function: protein tyrosine kinase activity; ATP binding; protein serine/threonine kinase activity. Gene Ontology annotation, cellular component: PML body; cytoplasm; nucleus. The record is from RefSeq and is a predicted model, not a curated record. Lineage: Eukaryota; Metazoa; Chordata; Actinopteri; Salmoniformes; Salmonidae. The transcript has 15 exons.
GUUAGCAGCUAGAUGCAACAACUAGCGAAGUGCUGGAACCGUACGGUCUCUGGAACAACUGGUCCCCACAAAGGUUAGAAUAUGGGCAUCGUAGCCCUUGAAACGAAAACAAGAGCCACUUUUCCCCGAAACUGGCAGUUGUUGACUACGCAUAGGAUGAAGACUGGUUUUGAUUUAAUGGUGUAAUACGUGAGUUAUUUGGAGUUUAACAUGUGAGAGAUGGUGGGUUUAUUGAGAUCCUCGUUGUCCAGGAGAACAAGAUGGCAGCAUUGCAGGCAAACCGAGCAUGGUGUGGGUACUUGUUAACUCGUUAGCAUGUUCAGAGAAGCACUGGAUUCUGUAAUUUACUAUUGUUUAUAAAGGUAUGGCCUCACACAUUUUGGUCUACCCGCCACACGUUUAUCAAACCCAAACAAGUGCCUUUUACAGUGUGAAGAAACCCAGAGUUGAGCUCAACAGCUGUGUUUUUCAUGAGAGGACCCUGCAGACCUAUAUAAUUGGAGUAAACCUUGGCAUUGCUAAGCCUACCAAUAUCAUCCCUUCAAUUAAGACGAAAGUGUAUUGUAGACCCCUGAGUGGGCAGGACUUAUCCUCGCAGGCAGCUACAUCCCUGAAAGAAGUACACAGUGAGUUGCUCCAAAAAACGACCCAGACCCAGGGCCCCCCCUGUCAAGGCAAGGGUCGAGAGAAGCUGGGACUGCAGUGGGACAGCAGUGUAGCUACAGGUGCAGUCAGACUGGGUAGAGGGGACUGUGGCCAGAGAAGCAGCAGUGAAGAAGGUGAGGAGAUAGAAGAGCACAGUGGCGGUGUGAACUAAUUGGACAGCUUCCUGCGAUGUGGGCUGAACUGUAAGGGUGAGUGGAGAACAGUGGGAAAGCCAUGCAGAUAGUAGAGGACAUUUCCAUGAUAUCUGCCAUGUUGCAAACUAACGUAGGGAACAAGAACAUGGUGGGGGGAGUGCCCCCCAAACAGAGUGGUGGUGGGACUGGGGCUCAUAAUGCAGCAGGGGAUGGGGACUACCAGUUGGUGCAGCACGAGGUCUUGUGCUCCAUGAAGAACACUUAUGAGGUGCUGGAGUUCCUGGGUCGUGGCACCUUUGGACAGGUGGUGAAGUGUUGGAAGCGAGGCACAGGGGAGGUCGUGGCUAUCAAGAUCCUAAAGAACCACCCAUCGUACGCGAGGCAGGGCCAGAUUGAGGUGGGCAUCCUUGCCCGUCUGAGUGGGGAGAACGCUGAUGAGCACAACCUGGUGCGGGCCUUCGAGUGCUUCCAGCACCGCAGCCACACGUGCCUGGUGUUUGAGAUGCUGGAGCAAAAUCUCUAUGACUUCCUCAAGCAGAACAAGUUCAGCCCGCUGCCAUUGAAGGUGAUCAGACCGGUCUUACAGCAGGUGGCCACUGCGCUGAAGAAGCUCAAGAGCCUGGGCCUGAUCCACGCUGACCUGAAGCCGGAGAACAUUAUGCUGGUGGACCCGGUGCGACAGCCUUACCGGGUGAAAGUCAUCGACUUUGGCUCGGCCAGCCACGUGUCCAAAGCUGUGUGCUCCACGUACCUGCAGUCACGCUACUACAGGGCUCCAGAGAUCAUCCUGGGCCUGCCGUUUUGUGAGGCCAUCGACAUGUGGUCUCUGGGCUGUGUCAUCGCUGAGCUCUUCCUGGGCUGGCCCCUCUACCCAGGAGCACUGGAGUAUGACCAGAUUCGCUACAUAUCUCAGACACAAGGGUUGCCGGGGGAGCAACUGCUGAACGUGGGGACCAAGACUUCCCGCUUCUUCUGCAAAGAGUCUGACUCGCCUUAUGCUCCCUGGAGACUGAAGCUGACAGAGGAACAUGAAACUGAGACUGGGAUGAAAUCCAAAGAGGCUAGGAAGUACAUCUUUAGCAGUCUGGAUGACAUAGCACAUGUGAAUCUGGUGCUGAACAUGGAGGGCAGUGACUCGUUGGCGGAGAAGGCCGACCGGAGGGAGUUUGUGGGCCUGCUGAAGACCAUGUUGCUAAUUGAUGCUGAGAAGAGGAUUGCUCCCUCCGAUGCCCUCAACCAUCCCUUUGUCACCAUGCAGCACCUCCUCGACUUCCCCCACAACAAUCAUGUUCAAUCAUGUUUCCACAUCAUGGACGCCUGUCAAUCACGGCCCAACGCGUACGACACACUCAACCGCAACAAAGCCCCGUUCCCCAGACCCUCAACCAAAUCCGCUGGACUGCCAAUGGCCUUCAGUAAGAUGGGAUCGGUUCACUCUCAGGCUUUGACGCAAUCCGCUCCCUCUGUGAUGCAUCCUGGGAUGCUGCAGACAGGAAACAGUCAGUUUGGGUGUAAUGACUCCUUUCAGCCAGCCCUCAUCCUCUGCCCCCCAGCCAUGCAAGGUAACCCAAACCAGCCAGGAUAUACAGUUAGGAUGGAGAACACGAUACCGAUGGUGACCCAAGCCCCUCCCAUACAGCCUUUGCAGAUGCGACCUGGAGUCAUAGCACAGGAACCGUGGUCAAGUAGAGGCCAGCAGAUCCUGGUACAAGCCUGGCAGCAAGUGGCUCCCCCUCCCACCACUAUGGCUUCUGAUACUGUGGGUGGCCCACAGAGGCUCAGUGACUGGGGGAAAGUUAGGCAACACAGCAACCAUUACAGCAACAUGAUGCAGCCUCUUCUAACCAACCAAAUGACCAUGCCCGGUCCACAACCAAUCAACAUUGGCAUUGCACACGUGGUGUGGCCACAGCCGCACGCCAACAAUAGGAACCGGCCCAGUCAGAACCGGAGCAUGUACUACUCCCAAAACAACGGGAACGUCCAAAUCUCAAUGUGCCGCUCUCCAAAGAUGGCCGACCGUGUUAGUCACACAGGAGGAGGAGAUGGUUCCCGUGGGGAGAGGCCCAUGGUGGAGGUUGAGGUUGAGCAGGAAAGAAGACAUGAGGAGGAGGUGAGCUGCUGUAAGCCAGUGGAGGAGGAGAGGAUAGACAUGUCCCACCAGCAGCGAGAGUCUGUGGUUAUCCACGACCUGCCCAGCCCCACCCUCAGCGUCAUCAGCAUCAGCAGUGACACGGACGGGGAGGAGGGUUCCUCCUGCAGGUUCAAAGGCAGCCCUGACUGCGAGGCGUGUAAGAGCUCUCUGAAUAUGGAGAGGGUGUGUUCCCUCAGCAGCCCAGACAGCACUCUGAGCACCAGCUCCUCUGCCUCGGUGCAGUCCAGCCCAUCCCCCUGCAAGAGGCCCAACAGCAUGUCUGAGGAUGAUGGUCAUGAGAGCGGCUGCGAGACGGUGGACUGUUCCCCUGCCUCGGACUCCAGCCGGAGCCACAGCCCCUACCUGGGGAGCCGCUACCUAGGCAACCACAGCCAUCAAUCCCUGAGCAUGAGGACGAAUGGCAUGGCCCCCCAGAAGGAGCCAAGCAAUCCCCCUGUGAGAACCAUGGUGGUGCCACCUAUGAGGGUGGUGUGGAACAACAACAACAUGGACCUGCACACAGACAGAACGGUCUUCGAACCCACGUGCCAGUCCAAAGGGCGCUGCGCCCCCGGACGACUGAACCACCACUCCACCCACCUCCACCCCCGGCAGCAACAGAAGAUGACUGCAUUCCAGCAGCAGCCACUAGGCUUCGGCCAGCCUCAGGUCCAGCAAUACAGCUCCUGCCACAAGGAGUGGAAUGUAAACAAUGGGCUGCAUCGGCGGCCGCACGCUUACAUCCCUCCCACGGUGCACGGCCCCCAGGCCGCCCUGCUCUCCUAUCCUCCCUCGGCGCCCGUCGCACACCUCCUGGCCUCGCCCUGCGCCCAGCGGCCCGUCCUUCAGCCCGCUUACGGCAUCUCCCAUCCUGGCAGCAUUGUCCACCAUGUGACCAUGGGCAUCAACAACCGGCUGCUGCCCUCACCCACCAUCCACCACCAGGGCCAGUUCAAGCCCUUCUUUCCCCCACACUCCUACAUUGCCUCGCCAGCCUAUACAGGCUUCCCCCUCAGCCCCACCAAACUCAACCAGUACCCUUACCUCUGAGCACCAGCCGCCCAGAGCCAUAGACCAGCAGGGGCAGCCAGCAGUGACAAUGACAACCAAGGCCUUCAUCUGUCUCCCCACCCCCCCACCCCAAGGCUUCAACAAAUCAUGUUGGUUGAUGGUGGUGGUGGUGAUGAUGAUAGAAUUUCAACCUUAAGCUGUAAAAAAAAAAAAAAAUUAAGAAAGAAAUUAAUCAAUCAAUGAUUAAGAAAUUCUCACUUUUAAUGAGUUUUUGCACAUUUGCUCUACAGUGUCAUUUGGAUUAUAAGUCUCACAGUACAAUACAGUCUCACAGUACAAUACAGUCUCACAGUACAGUAGUCUCACAGUACAGUAGUC